AUGACCACGAUAUGCCAAAUUUUAUGCCCAGUAGCCAGAUUAUGUGGCAUAUCGUGGCCAUAUGUCCCUGUUAACAGGCGACGAUACGCUCAAGGGCGGGACGGUAUAGGACCGGGAGAUCAAGAAUGGGGAUAUACAUCAGUCCGACCAGGAGCACACAUGUUUUGGUGGCUUUACUAUACAACUGCCAACGUCAGUUCUAGUUAUCAUGAAAAACCUUUGAUUAUUUGGUUACAAGGAGGUCCCAGUGCAUCAUCAACAGGGUUUGGAAAUUUCAUGGAACUUGGGCCUUUGGAUGAAAAUUUGAGACCACGAAACUAUACAUGGGUAAAAUACUACAAUAUGUUGUUUAUCGAUAAUCCAGUUGGCACCGGUUUUAGUUACGUCGAUUCUUCUGAUUUGUUAGCUAAAAGCAUGAAUGAAAUAGGAGCAGAUCUUCUUGUGUGUAUAAAAAAUUUUUACGAAAAAUUCCCUGAAUUUAGCGCUACUCCUGCAUACAUCGUGGGAGAAUCUUAUGGGGGAAAGUAUACUGCUGAAUUUGCUAAAGUUUGGUACGAGGCAAGAACAGAAAAAUAA
Messenger RNA from Nasonia vitripennis (jewel wasp), 576 nucleotides. RefSeq names its product retinoid-inducible serine carboxypeptidase-like. The record is from RefSeq and is a predicted model, not a curated record. The transcript has 5 exons. Bases 1 to 576 code for a protein of 191 amino acids. Lineage: Eukaryota; Metazoa; Arthropoda; Insecta; Hymenoptera; Pteromalidae. Gene Ontology annotation, biological process: proteolysis. Gene Ontology annotation, molecular function: serine-type carboxypeptidase activity.